Molecule: messenger RNA, 1679 nt
Organism: Scleropages formosus (Asian bonytongue)
Lineage: Eukaryota; Metazoa; Chordata; Actinopteri; Osteoglossiformes; Osteoglossidae
Gene: pipox
Product: pipecolic acid oxidase
Exons: 8
Coding region: 35-1198 (387 amino acids)
Cellular component (GO): peroxisome
Molecular function (GO): L-pipecolate oxidase activity; sarcosine oxidase activity; flavin adenine dinucleotide binding
Source: RefSeq, a predicted model, not a curated record
GAACAGGCCAGAAGGAGCAAGCAAGAGAGACGGCAUGGCGUCCCAUGACUUUGACUGUAUUGUCAUUGGAGCGGGGAUCCAGGGGUCCUUCACCGCUUACCAUCUGGCCAAAAAGAAGAAGAAAACCCUUCUGCUGGAGCAGUUCGUCCUGCCUCACUCCCGCGGGAGUUCCCACGGACAGACGCGCAUCAUCCGCAAGACCUACGAGGAGGACUUCUACGUGCACAUGAUGGAGGAGUCAUACCAGCUGUGGUCGCAGCUGGAGGCUGAGGCCGGGGUCCAGCUUCACAGACAGGCAGGGCUCCUGGUCCUGGGCCCAGAGAAGGCGUCAUCAUUCCAGGACUUGAAGCGCACAAUGGAGCAGAACCACUUGCCCAACAUGAUCCUGAGACCCAAGGAGUUCAGUCAGCACAUACCCAAUAUGAACCUGGCCAACGGGGAAGGAGCCAUCGUAGACAUGAGCGCCGGGGUCCUCUAUGCCGACCGUGCCCUCAGAGCUGUGCAGGGGGUUUUCCAGAGCCUGGGCGGGGAGAUCAAGGAUAGGGAGAAGGUUGUCGGUAUCACGCCUGGCACCGUGGUCACCGUGACUACAGGCUCCGGUGCAUACCGAGCCAAGAGCCUGGUUAUCACUGCCGGGCCAUGGGCCAACACGCUGCUGUCCCUUGUUGGCCUCAAGCUCCCACUGCAGGUGCUUAAGAUUAACGUGUGCUACUGGAAGGAGAAGAUCCCUGGCACGUACAGCCUUGCCAGCCGCUUCCCCAGCUUCAUCCAACUAGGCUUUGAGGGGGCCGAGAGCGAGAUCUACGGCCUGCCUUCUAACGAGUACCCAGGGCUGAUGAAGGUGUGCUACCACUCGGGAAGCCCGACGGAUCCCGAUGAGAGAGACAGGCAGACGGAACGCAAGGACAUCACUCUCCUCUCCAGCUACAUUGCUCGUCGUCUGCCCGGCCUGGAGACCGUUCCCGCCGUAGUGGAGAGCUGUAUGUACACGGUCACCCCAGACCAUAACUUCAUCCUGGACAGCCACCCCUCCCACAACAACAUUGUCAUCGGGGCAGGGUUUUCAGGUCACGGCUUCAAAUUCGGCCCCAUCGUGGGGAAAGUUCUCAGCGAGCUCAGCCUGGGCCAGAUGCCCUCCUACGACCUCUCGCCAUUCAGAAUCCAGCGCUUCCAGACCCCCGUCUUGUCCAAAUUAUAAUCUCCUGACCAACAAGUGUGACAGUCCAAUUACCACAAUGAAGUACGACGAAGAGGUCCGCUUGUGUAAAGCGACGCACUUUGCUGAGAACAAUUAUGAGCAAUCAGACAGAAGGAGUGUAACGCGAUUCGGCGACGAGAUGCCAGAGCUCUCGUCAGCGGGACGCCAUUCCGCUCGGUUAUGUCAGCGCUCCCAUGUCUGACAGUCAAUUUGAAAAUGUCACUUCUCCUGUGCUGCUGGAAGCGGCAGCGGCCGUGUGGAACACGGGCCGGGGACACGAGUGUCAGCAAGCGAACAGAUCGUUGCCACCAUCGCCACCGCUCUGCGGCAGGCUCUAACAACGGCGGUCUGCCGCACUAAUGUGCCGAGUACCAAACAACAACACUAAUGUCACCUGCGAAGCCCUACAGCUCCAGCUGUAAUAAUCCGAUUGUAUCAUGAUUUGUAAUGAUUUGUGCCAGUGGAUCAGAUUAAAGUGGAG